CUAACAAGGACAAUGGGUUUUAAUGUAAAUAAUCAAAUCACGCCUUUAAGUUCUUCACUCCGCCAAACCCUAGUUUUCUUCCGUCAUCUAGGGAGGCCGAGCUCGGAGGCGCGUCAUAAACCCUAGAGGAGGAUCCUCCGUCAACUGCAAAUAUGGGUAUCUCUCGUGAUUCCAUGCACAAGAGACGUGCCACUGGUGGCAAGAAGAAGGCAUGGAGAAAGAAGCGAAAGUAUGAGCUCGGAAGGCAGCCUGCCAACACCAAGAUUUCCAGCAACAAAACCGUUCGUAGGGUGAGGGUUCGAGGUGGCAAUGUGAAGUGGCGUGCCUUAAGGUUAGACACAGGUAACUACUCAUGGGGUAGUGAGGCUGUGACACGAAAGACCCGUAUCUUAGAUGUCGUCUACAAUGCAUCCAACAACGAAUUGGUCAGAACCCAAACAUUAGUGAAGAGUGCAAUCGUUCAGGUUGAUGCUGCACCUUUCAAACAAUGGUAUCUUCAACACUAUGGAGUCGACAUUGGUCGCAAGAAGAAAACCCCUGCAUCUGGUAACAAGAAAGAGGGAGAGGAAGCUGAAGGUGCUACUGAGGAAACCAAAAAGAGCAACCAUGUCGUGAGGAAAAUUGAAAAGCGUCAAGAGGAACGCAAACUUGAACAACAUGUUGAAGAACAGUUCUCAAGUGGUCGUCUUUUAGCAGCAAUUUCAUCACGCCCUGGCCAGUGUGGUCGUGCUGAUGGGUACAUAUUGGAGGGAAAAGAACUUGAGUUCUACAUGAAGAAGCUUCAGAAAAAGAAAGGAAAGAGUGGUGCUACUGCUUAAACAAUGUCAGUUUAUGAUCAAGUUUUCUUUAGGUUAUCAUGUCUUCUUUUAUAUAUCAUUUAAUAGAUUUGGACUCAAAUUUUGUUUGACUUAAUGAAUGACUUAAUGGAUCAUGUAAGUUCUACUACUGUUAAUUCAUUGACAUGGUUCCAUCUGUA
Molecule: messenger RNA, 976 nt
Organism: Lactuca sativa (garden lettuce)
Lineage: Eukaryota; Viridiplantae; Streptophyta; Magnoliopsida; Asterales; Asteraceae
Product: small ribosomal subunit protein eS8
Biological process (GO): translation
Cellular component (GO): ribosome
Molecular function (GO): structural constituent of ribosome
Source: RefSeq, a predicted model, not a curated record